CUUGCGGUUGUCAACAGGGUAGCGUGAACUUUUUUAUUUCCGAUAUACGAGGUAUUUAAGUAUUUCGAAAAAUGUCAGACGGCGAGGAUGAUUUUAUGUGCGAGGAAGAGGAAGAUUAUGGUCUUGAAUACUCUGAAGAUUCAAAUUCAGAGCCAGAUGUUGAUUUAGAAAAUCAAUAUUACAAUAGUAAAGCACUGAAAGAAGAUGACCCUACGGCAGCACUGCAAAGUUUUCAAAAAGUUCUGGACUUGGAGGGUGGUGAAAAAGGCGAAUGGGGCUUCAAAGCUUUAAAACAAAUGAUAAAAAUUAAUUUUAAAUUGGCCAAUUACAAAGAAAUGAUGGCCAGGUAUAAACAAUUACUUACAUAUAUCAAAAGUGCAGUUACAAGAAACCAUUCAGAAAAAUCUAUAAACUCCAUAUUAGAUUAUAUCAGUACAUCUAAGAAUAUGGAAUUAUUACAAGAUUUUUAUGAGACCACGUUAGAUGCAUUAAAAGAUGCUAAGAACGAUAGGUUAUGGUUUAAGACAAACACAAAGUUGGGGAAGUUAUACUUUGAUCGAUCAGAUUUUAAUAAGUUAGCAAAAAUAUUGAAACAACUUCAUCAGAGUUGUCAGACUGACGAUGGAGAGGAUGAUUUGAAAAAAGGGACACAGUUAUUAGAGAUUUAUGCUCUAGAAAUACAAAUGUACACAGCACAAAAGAACAAUAAGAAGUUAAAGACUUUGUACGAACAGAGUUUACAUAUUAAGAGCGCGAUACCUCAUCCGUUAAUAAUGGGAGUGAUCAGAGAAUGUGGAGGAAAAAUGCACUUAAGAGAAGGUGAAUUCGAAAGAGCACAUACUGACUUCUUUGAAGCCUUUAAAAACUAUGAUGAGUCUGGUUCACCAAGACGUACCACAUGUUUAAAAUAUUUAGUUCUAGCAAAUAUGCUAAUGAAAUCUGGAAUCAAUCCUUUUGAUUCCCAAGAAGCAAAGCCAUACAAAAACGAUCCAGAGAUCUUAGCAAUGACGAACUUAGUGGUCAGUUAUCAAAAUAACGAUAUCAACCAAUUCGAACUAAUUCUAAAACAAAAUAGAAAUAAUAUAAUGGAUGAUCCAUUUAUAAGAGAGCACAUCGAAGACUUAUUACGUAAUAUACGCACUCAGGUUCUGAUUAAAUUAAUAAAACCGUACACUAGAAUUUAUAUCCCUUUUAUAAGCAAAGAAUUGAAUAUCGAUGUGUCGGAAGUUGAGAGUCUUUUAGUGUCUUGUAUUUUGGAUAACACCAUAUGCGGCCGUAUCGAUCAGGUGAACCAAGUCCUCGAGCUGGACAAAAAAUCAGUAUGCGCAGCGCGUUACAAUGCUCUCGACAAAUGGACGAGUCAGCUGCAUUCAUUGCACUUAGCCAUAGUGAAUAAAAUGGCAUAAAAAAGUACGGUGCGCGUGAACCCAGAACAAAAAAUCGAGCUCUAGACAUUACUCUGUAUAGUAUAUCAUAAAUGCCUGU
Molecule: messenger RNA, 1485 nt
Organism: Dufourea novaeangliae
Lineage: Eukaryota; Metazoa; Arthropoda; Insecta; Hymenoptera; Halictidae
Gene: alien
Product: COP9 signalosome complex subunit 2
Exons: 9
Coding region: 72-1406 (444 amino acids)
Biological process (GO): protein deneddylation
Cellular component (GO): COP9 signalosome
Source: RefSeq, a predicted model, not a curated record